GCUGCUCUAAGUUUCAAAGUUCACGUAUGAACUUUUUGCUCAGCACACACGGUUUAUGAAUGAAGAUUGAAUAAAAAAAGACUUUCAGGAAAUAUAAGGUAAGAGACAAACUAUUGAAAUUAAACUAAGUGUUUAAGUGUAGACUGCAUAUAAGGAAAAAAAACAAAAAUCCUUGGUUAUGACUGGGGGAAGAAAGAGGUAGAAGGAAGGAGUGCACAAAUUCAUGUCCUCCAUCUUAUCCAUCUCCAUAUUAUUAUGAUACAGAAGAUGAAUACAAUUCACAUUUACUGUUACUGGUUUAUUCAUCAGUGUAACUUCAUAAAGUGUCUUUUUUAAAGAGAAUAGGCGGGUAUUCUUAAGAUUAAAAGGGAACUGAUAAUGUUAAAUUCCAUAUAAAAUGCCAAAUUCUCCAAGAAAGAUCAUGUACAGAAUUCAGUGUUGUCUGUAACAAAAUUAAUAUUUUAACUUAAUAGUUCUUGCAUGUUUGGCUUUGUACCUGAGUUAUUUCAAGAACUGAUUUAGGCACGGACUUAAUAGGAAGGAGAAUCACUGAUCUGCUCAGGCAUAAAUCUGAAUAAAUUAAUUGCAGACAAUCUCCAAGUACAUAAACACAGUAUAUUAAAAAACAACCAACCAACACACAACACAUUGAGUUCAACAUCACCGAUAACUUAAAAUAAGAUGCUUAUUCACCAACUGCUUUUUCAUCUGAAACAGCUGAAUGUAUUUCAUCAACCAAUAUUCCUGAGACAAUUAACGUGCACCAAAACCCAGUAGAUAAAGAAUACAGAAAAGAAAGACGGCUUAUUUAUGAAGUCAUUUCCCCUCUCCAACCACUAGCCUACACUAUUCUUCCCCACUGUGCUAUCGAAGUCUAUAUCAUAGUGUAGAUUUCCAAUAUCUAAAGUCUAAAUUUGGAGACUGAAUCUGCAGCAUUAGCAAGUUUUACUGUUGUUGCUGUUUUUAUUAAGACAUACUUCCUAUAUUUGCCUGUAUCAGAAUGUCCUCCUGAAUCAUUAUCUAUUGUAGUCUUAGUGGAAGCUGAUAAAAGAUUUUCCAAGCUGCUCUCUGCUGCAGAAGCACUCCUUUAAAAGCUACUUCUCCCAUACUAUCUUCACCUUCCACCUCAGCCCCUCAAAAAAACAGCUCCAACAGCGCAGAAGCACAGCCUAUCAGGCUGCUCUCCUUGUUGUGAGAACUACCACGGAGUCUUGCUCCUUCUGAGUGGGAGACUGGAAAAGGACAGCAAAGAUAGGUCCUCGGAUCAGAGGUUUGCAGAUAAAAACCAAAGACAAUGGCAGACAGCAAUGAGAUGACAAUCAACCUCGUUGUCCUUGGAAGAACUCAGACUGGCAAAAGCGCUGCUGGGAACAGCCUGCUAGGCAGCUUGGACUUUGAAAGCCAUCUUUCCCCAAGCUCAGUGACCACUUGCUGCAGCCUUGGGCACAGCUGCCGUAUUCUGGGGGUUACACGAAGAAAUGGCUGUGAGCUAGCUCUCCGCAUUCGGGUACUUGACACUCCAAGCUACCCUCACAGCAGCCUGAGCAAAGAGCAGGUGAAACACACAGUGAGAUCUGCCCUGGCUCACCACUUCAGGGAGGAAGGUCUGCAUCUUGCUCUUUUGGUCCUGAGGGCUGACUUACCUCUGUGUCCAGAUGAAAAUGAUCAAACAGUUCAGUUCAUCCAGGAACUUCUAGGUCCCACAUGGAAGGAUUUCACUGCAGUUUUACUUACUCAUGCAGACAAGGCAGAAGAAGCUGGAUUCAGUGAGGAAGCAUAUCUGCACAACGCUUCAAGUACCCUGUUGUCACUACUGAACUCAGUAAAGAACAAAUAUGUUUUCCUAGACAACCAGAAGAGUAUAAUUAAAGAGGAAAGAGCUACUAUUUUAAGAAAGCUCUUGAAUUUUUUAAGACAGAAUAAUUAUCAAGUACUACUUAAACAUGACAAGGAAUAAAAUUAGCUUUCAGAUGCUCAUUUGUCUAUUUUCUAUGCUAUAUAACAUCUAAUAAAACAGUAGAAAAGACAGCAAUUUGAAUCUUCAACAUUCCCACUGAAUACCUCAGAAAAUACAAUUGGAAAUAUCUCUGUAGAUUACCAAACUACGUGCCCUUCAUAGAGCACCUCACGCUACUGAAUCCAGAACCCCAGUUUCAACCACAAAUGAGAACAAGCUAGUGCUCUAAAUCAUGCUCCUAACAUGACUGUAGUCAGUAAUAAAAUUUUACACUACACCCUA
Molecule: messenger RNA, 2239 nt
Organism: Gallus gallus (chicken)
Lineage: Eukaryota; Metazoa; Chordata; Aves; Galliformes; Phasianidae
Gene: GIMD1
Product: GIMAP family P-loop NTPase domain containing 1
Exons: 4
Coding region: 1295-1957 (220 amino acids)
Molecular function (GO): GTP binding
Source: RefSeq, a predicted model, not a curated record